This is a messenger RNA of Elephantulus edwardii (Cape elephant shrew), 3891 nucleotides long. RefSeq names its product apoptotic chromatin condensation inducer 1 (gene ACIN1). Lineage: Eukaryota; Metazoa; Chordata; Mammalia; Macroscelidea; Macroscelididae. Gene Ontology annotation, molecular function: nucleic acid binding. The record is from RefSeq and is a predicted model, not a curated record.
AAAUAACCGGACAGUUCCGGAGGAACCCGGGGAGUUCUGAGUGGUAAUCGAGGGGUUGACUCAGGCAGUGGGCGGAGUCAGUUGGAUACGUUCAAAGGGCGUUGGCGGAAAUUACCGAAGAUGCCCGAAGCCGUCGGGACGGACCCGAGUACCUCACGCAAGAUGGCGGAGCUGGAGGAGGUGACUCUGGACGGGAAGCCUCUUCAGGCGCUGCGGGUGACCGACCUGAAGGCCGCCCUGGAGCAGCGAGGCCUAGCCAAAAGCGGGCAGAAGAGUACCCUGGUCAAACGGCUCAAAGGGGCUCUAAUGCUAGAAAAUUUACAGAAACACUCAACACCCCAUGCUGCAUUUCAGCCAAAUUCUCAGAUUGGUGAGGAAAUGAGCAAGAACAGUUUCAUAAAGCAGUAUCUGGAAAAGCAACAGGAGUUGCUUAGGCAGCGUUUGGAACGUGAAGCUCGAGAAGCUGCAGAACUUGAAGGAAAGAGCUCCUCUGUUUCUGAAGAGAAAGGUGACUCUGAGGAUGAGAGACCAAGGAAAGGAGAACGACGAUCGUCUAGGGUCAGACAGGCAAGAGCAGCUAAACUCUCAGAGUGCAGCCAGGCUGCUGAGGAAGACGAUGAUCAAGAAACACCUUCCAGAAAUCUGAGGGUCAGAGCAGAUAGAAACUUGAAAGCAGAAGAGGAAGAAGAGGAAGAAUUAUUCUUCUCUUUUGAAGAGGAGGAAGAGGAAAGUGAGGGACAAAAAUCUAGAGAGGCACCAAUCCUGAAACAAUUUGAAGAGGAAGAGGAGGAAGAAGAGGUGGCUAAAGCAAACCCAGAAGACUUGAUGGAUGAGAGACCCAAUACUAUGAGAUCCCAGGAACAGGAAGGAUUAGAAAGAGGAGGGAGAGUAACAAGGUCCCAAGAGGAAGCUAGAAGAAUUCAUCUGGCCAAACAGCAGCAAGAGAAAGAGAUGAAAACCAUUUCUCCCUUUGAAGAGGAGGAAAGAGAAGUAAAAUCUUUGGAAGCCUUGGAGGAAAAAUCAAAAUCUCCAUCUCCUCCUCAGUUGACUGAAGACCUAGACAAAGUCCCUCUUGUGCUACAACCAGAACAACCUGCCAGUGAAGAGGAGACUCUUCCACCUUUACUUACCAAGGAAGCCUCCUCACCACCACCUAAUACACAACUCCGAAGUGAAGAAGAAGUGGAGCCCACGGAAGGCCCAGCACCCCCUGUUCUCAUUCAGUUAUCUCCUCCUAAUACAGAUGCUGAGGCCAAGGAGCUGCCAACAUCUCAGCAUACUGUCCAGUUGGUGAGAGGCCUGGCUUCUUUGUCAAGUCCUGCAGACACCAAAGUCGAAUCUCUUGCAGAGAAAGUGCCAGAAGAGAGUGUUCUGCCUCUAGUUCCAAAAAGCACACUGGCUGAAUCUUUAAUACAGAAAAGUCUUGAAACUAAGUCCGAAAAAUCUGCACAGCCAGUCUCCUUUAAUAUUGAAGAAUUAGCACCAGCCAAAGGGGUCACUGAGGAAUCUGUGAAACAGCCAUCUUUGGAACAGAAAGAAUGCAGAAGGGCUUCUCGUUCUCUUCUCCCAAGCCAUGGGUCAAAACAGUCUGCUGAGUCCUCAUCUUCUAGCCGGUCUUCCUCCUCUUCAUCCUCUACUUCUCGAUCAAGAUCAUGCUCUCCUGACAGCUCAGGCUCUCGAUCUCACUCACCUCCACGAUCUAAGCAGAGAGGUGGAUCUCGGGCACGUUCUCACUCCAAUCCUCGUAAUAGACACAAGAUGGACUCCAGAUCAACAUCAGAGUCCAGGUCACACUCCCGUUCUCGUUCCCGUUCAGCUUCGAGCAACAGCAGAAAAUCUUCUAGCCCUCAAGUCUCCAGGGACAGCAGCACCAGCUACAUGGAAACCAAAGAGUCCUCUUCUGGUCAGGAGGUUGCAACUCCAUCAGUGCCACAACUACAGGUCCUUGAGCCAAAGGAGAGGACUGCCACCACCUUGUCUUCUAUCCAAGUGAGGCAUCUGAGCCAGUCUGAGGCACCUGAAGAAAAAUGUGUGACCCAGAGGUUACAACCUGAGCGGGGGAGCCCAAAGAAGUGUGAAGCUGAAGAGGCAGAACCACCAACUGCUACACAGCCCCAAACCUCAGAGACUCAGACCUCUCAGCAACCAGAAUCAGAACAGAUUCAGCACACUGUUGAGGAGAAGGAGGAAAUGAACAUGGACACAACUGAGAACAGACCUGAAAAUGAGGUUCCAGAGCCCCCCAUGCCUAUUGCAGACCAAGUCAGCAAUGAUGACCGCCCUGAGGGUAGUGCUGAAGAUGAGGAGAAGAAAGAGAGCUUGCUGCCUAAAUCAUUCAAGAGGAAGAUCUCCGUUGUCUCAGCUACCAAGGGGGUGCCAGCUGGAAACAGUGACACAGAGGGGGGCCAGCCUGGUCGGAAACGACGUUGGGGAGCCAGCACAGCCACGACACAGAAGAGACCCUCCAUCAGUAUCACCACUGAAUCACUCAAGAGCCUCAUCCCCGACAUCAAACCCCUGGCGGGGCAGGAGGCUGUUGUGGAUCUUCAUGCUGAUGAUUCCCGCAUCUCUGAGGAUGAAACGGAACGAAAUGGUGAUGAUGGGACCCAUGACAAGGGGCUGAAGAUUUGCCGAACAGUCACCCAGGUAGUACCUGCAGAGGGCCAAGAGAAUGGGCAGAGAGAAGAGGAGGAAGAAGAAAAGGAGCCUGAAACAGAGCCCCCUGUAGCUCCCCAGGUUUCAGUAGAGGUUGCAUUACCACCGCCUGUAGAGCAUGAAGUAAAGAAAGUGACUUUAGGAGAUACCUUAACUCGACGUUCCAUUAGUCAGCAGAAGUCUGGAGUUUCCAUUACAAUUGAUGAUCCUGUCAGAACUGCUCAGGUUCCCUCCCCACCCCGGGGCAAGAUCAGUAAUAUAGUCCAUAUCUCUAAUUUGGUUCGUCCUUUUACUCUAGGCCAACUGAAGGAAUUGUUGGGACGUACAGGAACCUUAGUGGAAGAGGCCUUCUGGAUUGACAAGAUUAAAUCUCACUGCUUUGUAACGUACUCAACAGUAGAAGAAGCCGUUGCCACCCGCACAGCUCUACAUGGAGUCAAAUGGCCUCAGUCCAAUCCCAAAUUCCUUUGUGCUGACUAUGCUGAGCAAGAUGAGCUGGACUAUCACCGGGGCCUUUUGGUGGAUCGUCCCUCUGAAACUAAGGCAGAGGAGCAGGGAAUCCCAAGGCCCCUACACCCUCCGCCCCCACCCCCAGCUCAGCCACCACAGCAUCCCAGGGCAGAGCAACGGGAGCAGGAACGGGCUGUGCGGGAACAGUGGGCGGAGCGUGAACGGGAAAUGGAGCGGCGGGAACGAACUCGAUCAGAGCGAGAAUGGGAUCGGGACAAAGUUCGAGAAGGUCCACGUUCUCGAUCACGGUCUCGUGACCGCCGCCGAAAGGAACGUGCAAAAUCUAAGGAAAAGAAGAGUGAGAAGAAAGAGAAAGCCCAGGAGGAACCUCCUGCCAAGCUGCUAGAUGACCUUUUCCGAAAGACCAAAGCAGCCCCUUGCAUCUAUUGGCUUCCACUGACUGACAGUCAGAUUGUUCAGAAGGAGGCAGAGCGAGCCGAACGGGCCAAAGAGCGAGAGAAACGGCGAAAAGAGCAGGAAGAAGAGGAGCAAAAGGAGCGGGAGAAAGAAGCUGAGCGGGAAAGGAACCGACAGCUGGAGCGGGAGAAACGUCGAGAGCACAGCCGAGAGAGGGAAAGGGAGAGGGAAAGGGACCGAGACAGAGGAGAUCGAGAUAGAGAAAGGGACCGAGAGCGGGGCCGGGAGAGAGAUCGCAGAGACACCAAGCGCCACAGCAGGAGCCGGAGUCGGAGCACACCUGUGCGAGACCGGGGUGGGCGCCGCUAG